AUGCAAGAUGAAAAUGGAGAAACUGCCCUUCAUAAGGCAUCAAAAUUCCGCUCUAUGAAAACAGCCAAAGUUCUUAUUUCUCGUGGCGCGAGAAUUUAUAUUAAAGAUAAUUAUGGGGAAACUGCAUUAUAUAAAGCCCAGCAACAAUCUAAAAAUUCCAGAAUUGUUGAAUUUCUUAUUUCAAAUGGUGCAAGAAAUUUCAGGGAUGAAUUUAUUAAUUAUCUCACCCAACGAAGAAAAUAUAUUGUUGAAGUUGACUAA
Molecule: messenger RNA, 261 nt
Organism: Trichomonas vaginalis G3
Lineage: Eukaryota; Parabasalia; Trichomonadida; Trichomonadidae
Product: ankyrin repeats (many copies)-containing protein
Exons: 1
Coding region: 1-261 (86 amino acids)
Cellular component (GO): cytoplasm; nucleus
Molecular function (GO): protein binding
Source: RefSeq, a predicted model, not a curated record